Molecule: messenger RNA, 951 nt
Organism: Pestalotiopsis fici W106-1
Lineage: Eukaryota; Fungi; Ascomycota; Sordariomycetes; Amphisphaeriales; Sporocadaceae
Product: Pyridoxine biosynthesis protein pyroA
Exons: 1
Coding region: 1-951 (316 amino acids)
Biological process (GO): pyridoxine biosynthetic process; pyridoxal 5'-phosphate biosynthetic process; amino acid metabolic process
Molecular function (GO): amine-lyase activity
Source: RefSeq, a predicted model, not a curated record
AUGACCAACGAUAUUACCAGCAGCGCCGCCGCCGUGGCGAGCGGCAGCAAUGGCAACGCUGGGCCCACCGACUUCAAGGUCAAGGCGGGCCUGGCGCAGAUGCUCAAGGGCGGUGUCAUCAUGGACGUGACCAAUGCUGAGCAGGCCCGCAUCGCCGAAGAAGCCGGAGCAUGUGCCGUCAUGGCCCUGGAGCGUGUGCCCGCCGACAUUCGCGCAGAGGGCGGAGUGGUCCGCAUGUCUGAUCCGGGCAAGAUCAAGGAAAUCCAAGAGGCCGUGACCAUCCCUGUCAUGGCCAAGGCUCGCAUCGGCCACUUUGUCGAGUGCCAGAUCCUCGAGUCCCUCGGCGUCGACUACAUUGACGAGAGUGAGGUCUUGACCCCGGCCGACGACCAGUACCAUGUCGAGAAGCACGGCUUCACGGCCCCCUUUGUAUGCGGCUGCAGAAACCUGCCCGAGGCCCUGCGCCGUAUUGCCGAGGGUGCUGCCAUGAUCCGGACCAAGGGCGAGGCCGGCACUGGUGAUGUCGUCGAGGCUGUCAAGCACAUGCGCCAGGUCAGCAAGGACAUUGCUCGAGCCAAGGCUGCGUUGCAAGAAGGCGGCGACCUGGCCAUCCGGAUGCUGGCUAGAGAAUUCGAGUGCGACCCUCAACUGUUGAAGCAGACGGCCGAAUUGGGCAGACUGCCUGUCGUCAACUUUGCCGCCGGUGGCGUUGCUACACCCGCUGAUGCCGCACUGAUGAUGCAGUUGGGCUGUGACGGCGUCUUCGUCGGUAGCGGCAUUUUCAAGUCAGGGGACGCCGCAAAGAGAGCAAAGGCCAUUGUGCGGGCCACGACACACUACAAGGACGCCAAAGUGCUUGCCGAGUGCAGCGAGGGUCUGGGUGAGGCCAUGGUCGGAAUCUCGGUCUCCAGCUUGCGCGCCCAGGACAAGCUGGCUGGUCGUGGAUGGUAA